GUAAAUUCUGUGGAGGGCGAUGCACACCUCAUGAAGGAUGAGCUGAAACAUGCGCACGACCUGACCAUCCGCGUCCGCCGGGCAGAGGUCUAUGCGCUCCAGAAGGCCAGGAUGGUGAAGCAGGCGCAGAUCCUAGCAUCUCUGUCUAACCUGUCGGCGACGAUGAGGAUGGGCAGCAGCAACCAGCUUUUGGGUGUGUAG
Molecule: messenger RNA, 201 nt
Organism: Symbiodinium necroappetens
Lineage: Eukaryota; Dinophyceae; Suessiales; Symbiodiniaceae
Source: the annotation of a GenBank genome assembly